AUCUUUAUAUAUAUAUAUAUAUCCAAUCAUGACUUCACGUCCAGAGUUCGGGGUAUCUUCUUCAAGAUUCUCAUCAAAAGGACAACAAAAGGGACAUCGUCUUGGAUCUACUCAUGCCAAUAAUACUUCACUCAAACAAUAUGGACUUCCUUCACAGUCAACUGAUGCUCCUACCAAUAUAGAUCAACGAUUCGAAGAUAUUCAAGCACUUGAUGACCUGGAAAGCAAGUUUGGUUUUGAUCGAUACGAAGGUGGACCUGAAAGACUUGGUUGGCUCAUUAAUAUGCAUACUACACUCAUUAUGGAUGACAAUUGGAGUGGUGGAUAUGCUGGGGUGAAUUAUUACUUCAUUGCUGAAAAUGGACAAACCUUCAAAACAACACUACGAUAUAGUCCAUACUUUUAUAUUGGAUGCAAGAAUGGGACUGAAACUGAAGUAGAAGACUAUUUACGCCGACGAUUCGAAGAUACAAUUGAAAAGAUGACAAGAUUAGAGAAGGAUGAUCUUAAAAUGCAAAAUCAUCUUAUUGGCAAUACACGAAUGUUGAUCAAACUAAGUUUCCGCAAUGUUUCUGAUCUAUUAUCUGUACGGAAGGUCUUGCUCCCUAUAGCCAAAAAGAAUCAACGAAAAUUAGAAGCCGUCGAUACAUAUGCAGAUGUUGUCAAUGAAACCAACAAUGUAUCCUAUGAACCAGAAUAUUCAUCUGCCAUGUCAUCACGGAAGAAUCCACAAGAAGCUUUAGACAAUAUUAUUGAUAUUCGCGAAUUUGAUAUACCUUAUUAUGUACGUGUGGCUAUUGAUUUGGAUAUUCGAGUGGGCCUUUGGUAUACUGCAAAAGUCUAUUCUGAUGGAUCAGCUACUCUCAAACGAAGAGAGGAUCUUGUACAUCGACCUGAUCCUGUCGUCUUUGCCUUUGAUAUUGAAACAACAAAACUUCCACUCAAAUUUCCAGAUGCGACUAUUGAUUCUAUCAUGAUGAUAUCUUAUAUGAUCGAAGGACGGGGUUAUCUUAUCACUAAUCGAGAAAUCGUCAGUCAAGAUAUCGAAGAUUUUGAAUAUACACCAAAACCAGAAUUUGAAGGACCUUUUACGAUCUUCAAUGAAGCCGAUGAGCCUGCAGUAUUACGACGAUUUUUUGAACAUAUUCAAGAAGCAAAACCAACCAUCUUUGUGACUUAUAACGGUGAUUUCUUUGAUUGGCCAUUUGUGGAAGCUAGAGCAAAAGUACAUGGAAUGGACAUGUACCAGGAAAUUGGGGUAUACAAGGAUGAAGAAGAUGAAUACAAAUGUAAACAUGCCUCUCAUAUGGACGCCUUUCGAUGGGUGAAACGUGAUUCUUAUUUACCGCAAGGAAGUCAAGGCCUUAAAGCUGUCACUACUGCAAAACUUGGAUACAAUCCCAUGGAAUUGGAUCCUGAAGAUAUGACAAGAUUUGCUUCCGAACAUCCUCAAACUUUGGCUCAAUACUCUGUCUCCGAUGCUGUGGCUACAUUUUAUCUUUAUAUGAAAUAUGUACAUCCAUUCAUCUUCUCUUUAUGUAAUAUUAUUCCUCUUGUUCCCGAUGAAGUGCUUCGAAAGGGUUCUGGUACAUUAUGUGAAUUACUACUAAUGGUUGAAGCUUAUAAGGUCAAUGUGAUCAUGCCAAACAAACAUGUUGAAGAAACAGAUCAAUUUUAUGAAGGUCACAAGGUGGAAAAUCAAACUUAUGUUGGUGGUCAUGUAGAAGCCUUAGAAGCUGGCGUAUUUAGAAGUGAUAUUGCAACUGAUUUCAAAAUGGAUCCUUCUGCUGCUCAACAAUUAAUCGAUCAAUUGGAUGAUGCUCUUAAAUUCACUAUUCAAGUCGAAGAAAAGAAAAAGUUAACAGACGUGGCAAAUUACGAUGAAGUGUACAAUGAAAUCAAGCAACAACUAGAACAAUUACGGGACUCUCCUAUUCGAAAAGAACCACCUCUUAUUUAUCACUUGGAUGUUGCAGCAAUGUAUCCCAACAUUAUUCUCACCAACCGACUUCAACCUGAUGCCAUGAUUGAUGAAUCUAUGUGUGCUACCUGUGAAUUCAAUGUACCUGGAAAACAAUGUGAUCGACGAAUGACAUGGACCUGGCGUGGCGAAUACUCACCAGCGAAACGAAAUGAAUAUAGAAUGAUUGAGCAUCAACUUAGCAUCGAAACUUUUCCACCAAAAAUACCCAACGGUGCUCCUAGAACAUGGCACUCUCUGACUGAUACCGAACGACAGUCAUUGAUCAACAAACGACUGAACGAAUAUGCAAAGAAGGUUUAUAAAAAGGUACGGGAAACCAAGACUGAAGAACGAGAAUCCAUCAUUUGUCAAAGGGAAAAUCCAUUCUACAUUGAAACUGUACGUGCAUUCCGUGAUCGACGAUAUGAAUACAAAGGUUUACAUAAGGUGUGGAAACAAAAUCUUGACAAAGCAAAUGCUGAAGGAUCUAUUACCAAGGUGGCAGAAGCAAAGAAUAUGAUUGUUUUAUAUGAUUCUCUACAAUUGGCUCACAAGUGUAUUCUGAAUUCUUUUUAUGGCUACGUAAUGCGAAAAGGGGCACGAUGGCACUCCUUAGAAAUGGCGGGUAUCGUAUGUCUUACUGGCUCCAAGAUUAUUCAAAUGGCUAGGCAACUAGUAGAACGUAUUGGUCGACCUCUGGAAUUGGAUACGGAUGGUAUCUGGUGUAUUCUACCCGAAAGCUUCCCGGAAACAUUUACAUUUACUCUCCACAAUGGCAAGAAAUUUCGAAUCGAUUAUCCCUGUACGAUGUUAAAUCAUUUGGUUCAUGCUCAAUUCACAAAUCACCAAUAUCAAACAUUAGUCAAUAGUGAAACUAUGGAAUACAAGACUCACAGUGAAAAUUCGAUUUUCUUUGAAAUUGAUGGUCCUUAUCGUGCAAUGAUUCUACCUUCAUCAACUAUGGAAGACAAAUUACUCAAGAAACGAUAUGCAGUAUUCAACAAGGAUGGAUCACUAGCUGAACUCAAAGGGUUCGAAGUCAAACGUCGUGGUGAAUUGAAACUUAUCAAAAUUUUCCAAUCGGAUCUUUUCAAGGUGUUUCUAGAUGGUAACUCUUUGGAAGAAUGUUAUCAAGCUGUGGCAAAGGUGGCAAAUCAAUGGUUGGAUAUUCUUUAUAGCAAGGGUAUUGAAUUACAGGACGAUGAACUUUUUGAACUGAUUUCAGAAAAUAGAAGUAUGUCGAAAACACUUGAUGAAUAUGGCUCUCAAAAAUCAACAUCUAUCAGUACUGCCAAACGAUUAGCUGAAUUCUUGGGUGAUCAAAUGGUCAAGGAUAAAGGUUUAGCGUGUAAAUUUGUCAUUUCUGCUCGGCCUUACGAUUUACCAGUAUCUGAACGUGCAAUUCCUGUAGCCAUCUUCUCUGCUGAGCUUAGUGUCAAGAAGCAUUAUUUACGAAAAUGGUUGAAAGAUGAUUCUCUUAUGACAUUCGACAUCCGUGAUAUUUUGGAUUGGCAAUAUUAUUUGGAACGAUUUGGUUCUGUCAUUCAAAAAUUAAUCACCAUCCCUGCUGCUAUGCAAAAAGUACGAAAUCCUGUUCCUCGUGUGGCUCAUCCUGAUUGGUUAUUCAAACGUAUCUCUGCUAAAGAUGACAAGAUGAAACAACACCGCAUUACUGAUAUGUUUACAACACGGUUACCUUCUAUGGAAGACGAAAAUGACCCGAUGGAUAUUAUAGAUGGGGAUGAUGAUGUGGAGAUGGGUGAUAUUGAAGAACUCAAUAUUGGAAGUGGAUCUAUUGUCAACAAUCACUUUUUACCGAAAACCGCCAAAGUUACCAAGAGAAAACAUAGUGGUCAACGUGGAGACAACAAUGAUAAGAUGGAUAUUGACUCUGAUCCUAACAAUUUGGCCGAAGAAGAUCUACCAGAAAAUAUGCCGGACAUGUUUGAAGACUAUCAAGGAUGGUUGGCCUAUCAAAAGCGCAAAUGGAAGCGACAACGACAAAACAGAGAAAUACGACGGCAACAACUCAGCGAUCGACCAAGUACAACAGAUGGUAAUCUCAGCAGCCUUUUCAGACGACAAACUGGGUCAUUAUUGAUGUGUCCUUGGCAAAUCAUCCAAAUUGCGGAAACAGAUACACCUGGAGAUUUUAAAAUGUGGGUCCUUAUUCAACAACAACUCCGUAGUAUUCGAUUAUCAGUUCCACGUGUAUUCUAUGUCAACAGCUAUGAAGAAGCACCCCAAACCAUCAUCAAUCAAAAUCCAUCCUGCAUCAUCGACAAAUGUGUUCGAACUUUACCUCGUUCUCAUCGAUGUCUCAAUCUCUUCCAAAUGACCAUGUCGGAAACUAUCUUUCAAGACGAACUCAAGAAAUUCUCAACGAUCUUCAACCAUCCAUCCACUGAAGGUGUUUAUGAAACUCAAGUACCUCUCUCUAUCCGUGCCAUGUUACAACUUGGAUCCGUUUGUCAAGUGGAUAAACUCAAGAUUGAUGCUCAUACUCGAUUAGAAGAUGUGUUUAGUUUAGAUUCCUUGAAACCAAGACUGGAUCUUACAUCGGGUUAUUUUGAACAUCCUGAACGAUUCCAUUUUGUAUAUUUUUAUCAUGUUACUUCUGAAAGAAGACAUUUCUUUGCUUUGGUUGGUGCUUCUCUACUUCAAUCUCAUGUUUUUUUGGUGGGUGUGGAUGCCCGUUCAAGACAAAUGCCGAACGUCAACAAACUUUAUUUGGAUAAAUAUCAACAAAUCAUGCCCAACAAUAGCAGCCGCGCAGUACAAGUGAAGGAUUCGAUGGAUUUUGAAACAACCUAUCAUGCAACAGAACGAGAUGCAUUCAAAGCGAUCAACAGGGUAUUGACUCAAAUAGACGAUAUCAAGCAAGGACCUACCAUUCUCGCCAUCAAUUCCCCACGACAAGCCAGUUAUUUGACACAAAAAGUACCUGCAAUCAACUUCUUCCCAUAUGUGACAGUACCAUCUCUUCAGCAAAACAAUCAAUUUGAUGCUCUUAAUUGGCUUAAUCCUGUGUGCAAGCAAAUGUUGGCUCAUUAUAUGCAUCUUGGACCAUGGCUAGAUGAACGAUUUGAUCAAGCCCGUUAUGUCAACGUUCCCUUCUGCAACAUACCCAACGAUCCCUAUUUGUUUAUGGCCGAUAUCUUAUUUGCAAAGCAAUUGAUGAACAACGACAUGGUAUUAUGGUGGUCUUCUGCACCCAAACCAGAUCUCGGUGGAAGGGAAAACGAUGAAAAUAUUUCUGUCGCCAAUGAUCUUGUCAGCAAUGAAAUGAACCAUCCUGGUGCUUAUGAAACGGUAUGCGUGGAAAUGGAUGUUUUACGACUUUGUCUUAACACGGUGAUUAUGGCCCCUGUGAUUAAUGAAGUAGAAGGUACUGUGGCUACUAUUGGAUUUGAUCAAACGAUGCAUACCAUGGAUGAAUACACUAAAGGUGCAGUAAAAUAUAUUUCGACAUUCGGUGAUGCGACAAUCUCCAGCAAAACAUUUGGUGUCCUACGAACAACAGUACAACAGUGGUUCCAAGAAGCGAUGGUGGACAACAAUACUAUGAGCGUGAUGCUUCAAGAUACGUUGUUACGAUGGUUGCUCAGUCCAAGUUCGAAUAUGUAUGAUCCCUGUCUCCAUGGAUUGGUACACAGCAUGAUGAAGAAGGUGUUUAUGCAACUUGUGGCGGAAUUCAGGAGGUUGGGAGCCAAAAUUGUAUUUGCCAAUUUUCGAAGAAUCAUCAUUGCGACAGCGAAGGAAUCCAUGGAAGGUGCUAUCGCUUAUUGGCAAUAUCUCAGUCGAUCUAUCCAACGGAAACAAGUACUUGAGGUGAUGGAAUUAAAACUGGUGAACUAUUGGCAAGUAUUAGUAUGGAUGGAUGAAAUGAAUUAUGGUGGAUUCUUGGCGGAUGGAACACAACAAACUUUAGAAACAAUCUCUCAACAAACGCAUACGGUGACCAUGAAAUGGAAUAUAUGUGAUUAUCUUGCAUCAGCUAUUCAGGAUCAAUUCAAAAUCAAUGUGGCACAAUUUAUUCAACAACUUUACAUUAUCAAGCAACGGUAUCCACGCGAUAUCAAACAUCACAUCAUGCAACAAAAACAGCAACAAGAUGAAGACUUACCAGAUCCAAGAGCUGAGAAGAAAAGACUAUAUAUUCGACAAACAUUAACGCGAGAGGUGUUACAAUGGUUACCUAAACUGAUCAAACGACAAGAACAAGCGCUUGGACAAGAUGAUAAUCCAGAUAUGGUAUUCCCUCAAUUGGCUGGCUCUCAUCUCACACUAACGAAUCCUGCUCUUGAAUUUGUGAAAUCUUUAACAGUCGUACUUUCUCUAGAUCAUCAACUGGAAGACGAUGUACGAUUGUUGAAACGAAAUGCUUUGGAAGUGGUUGGUUCUAUAAGUGAAUUCAGUAACGAGGCCCAAUUCCAGAAUCCUUGUGAAUUUCUCAAAUUGAAUGAAGUGGUAUGUACUUAUUGUGGCUAUACAGAAGAUUUGGACAUUUGUCGUGAUCAUCAUUUAUUUGGACAACAACAACAAAUGGGUAAAAAAUCAUCAGUAUGGCGAUGUCGUGGAUGUAAGGUGGUUUAUGACAAGGGAUUGAUUGAAGAUAGUAUGAUUGCACAAGUGAAUCGAUGGAUGAUGAUGUAUCAACUUCAAGAUCUGAUGUGUCAACGAUGUCACUGGGUCAAACGAGAAAAUCUACUGCGGCAAUGUGACAAAUGUGGUAGUGACUUUGUUGUGGUUCAAAACAAGCAAGAUCUGAUCCGCAAGCUCAAGGUAUUCAAUAACGUUGCCAAGGACCAACAACUGACCUUGCUACUCAAUAUCAUUCAAUGGACUUUGGAUCGUGUAUAGUUUAGUCUUGUAUUAUUUACGUUUAUUAUUAUUAUUAUUAUUUUGUUUGUAUAUAU
Messenger RNA from Halteromyces radiatus, 6882 nucleotides. RefSeq lists its product as uncharacterized. Bases 29 to 6826 code for a protein of 2265 amino acids. Gene Ontology annotation, molecular function: nucleotide binding; single-stranded DNA 3'-5' DNA exonuclease activity; zinc ion binding. Gene Ontology annotation, biological process: base-excision repair, gap-filling; DNA replication; mitotic cell cycle. NCBI's taxonomy places the organism in Eukaryota, Fungi, Mucoromycota, Mucoromycetes, Mucorales, Cunninghamellaceae. Gene Ontology annotation, cellular component: nucleus; epsilon DNA polymerase complex. The transcript is spliced from 11 exons. The record is from RefSeq and is a predicted model, not a curated record.